GGGGAGUGCCCUUUCCGGAUGUGACCCACGUUGACCCGGAAAAGGAGGCCCGGGCAGUGGAGCCUCGGCGGCGGCUAUGGAGGGAGCCAACUGCAGGGUGGUGUUUGAGAAGGGAGGCGUGUACUUGCAUACCAGUGCUAAGAAGCACCAGGACCCGGACUCCCUCAUCGCUGGUGUCAUCCGUGUUGUGGAAAAGGACAGUGACGUCCUCCUGCACUGGGCUCCUGUUGAGGAGGCUGGAGAUUCCACUCAAAUCUUCUUCUCCAAGAAGCUCAAGUGUGGGGUCUGGAGCAAAGAGGGGGUUGGAGGUGCAGAGCCCCACUCUCCUCAAGGCUCCUGGGCAUUCUCAGUGAGUCUGGGGGAACUCAAGUCCAUCCGCCGUUCCAAGCCAGGCCUCAGCUGGGCCUACCUGGUCCUGGUGACACAAGCUGGAGGCUCCCUGCCCGCCCUGCACUUCCACCGUGGGGGCACCCGUGCCCUGCUCCGCGUUCUCAGCCGCUACCUGCUGUUGGCCAGCUCCCCACAGGACUCCCGCCUCUACCUUGUCUUCCCCCAUGACUCCUCUGCCCUCUCCAACUCCUUCCACCACCUGCAGCUCUUUGACCAGGACAGCUCCAACGUAGUGUCUCGCUUUCUCCAGGACCCCUACUCCACCACGUUCAGCAGCUUCUCCCGAGUGACCAAUUUCUUCCGGGGAGCCCUACAGCCACACCCCGAAGGGGUGUCUCCCGACCUUCCUCCACCACCCGAUGAUGAGCCUGAGCCUGGGUUCGAGGUCAUUUCCUGUGUGGAGCUGGGGCCUCGGCCAGCUGUGGAGCGGGCUCCUCCAGUCACAGAGGAGGAGUGGGCCCGCCAUGUGGGCCCUGAGGGCCGCCUGCAGCAAGUUUCUGAGCUGAAGAACCGGAUCUUCUCGGGGGGCCUGAGCCCUGGCCUGCGGCGUGAGGCCUGGAAGUUCCUCCUGGGGUACCUCAGCUGGGAGGGCUCAGCUGAGGAGCACAAGACCCACGUGCGCAAGAAAACGGAUGAGUACUUCCGCAUGAAGCUGCAGUGGAAGUCUGUGAGCCCUGAGCAGGAGCAGAGGAACUCACUCCUGCAUGGAUACCGCAGCCUCAUUGGUGGGUGGGCGGGGGGCGGGGGGUUACAAGGGCGGACGGGAGGUGAAAAAGAGGGCCUGGGAGCAUGGGUGCAAGGGGGAGGAUGGAGGGGACCCCCUGCCUUCCCAAGAUCAGGGACAAG
Molecule: messenger RNA, 1236 nt
Organism: Galeopterus variegatus (Sunda flying lemur)
Lineage: Eukaryota; Metazoa; Chordata; Mammalia; Dermoptera; Cynocephalidae
Product: TBC1 domain family member 17-like
Exons: 10
Source: RefSeq, a predicted model, not a curated record